GCUUGACGCCUUCAAACCAUCAUUCACAUCCACAACUUUCAAUCCCUCUCCAUCCAACUAUCCAACCUCCUCAUAACUUAGCAAUGGCCCCCACAAUCAAAGUCGGUGAUACCAUCCCUGAGGCCACCUUCAACUACAUCCCAUACACCCCCGAGCUCGAGAGCAAGCUUGCCUGUGGUAUUCCGAUCAAACUCAACACCUCCCAAUGGAAGGGUAAGAAAGUUGUGAUCUUCUCUGUCCCGGGAGCCUUCACGCCUACCUGCCACGUUAACCACCUUCCUCCCUACCUCGAGAAGUAUGAUGAAUUCAAGGCCAAAGGUGUCGAUGUCAUUGCCGUCGUCGCUGCCAACGACGCCUUUGUUUUGAGUGGAUGGGGAAGGUUCGAGGGUGUUGGGGACAAAAUCCUUCUGCUUUCCGAUGGAGAUGCCAAGUGGUCUGCCUCCUUGGGUCUUUCCGUGGAUUUGUCUUCUAUCGGUUUCGGUACCCGUACCGGCCGCUAUGCUCUGAUCCUUGACGACCUUGUUGUCAAAUAUGUUGAGCUUGAACCCGGCACCGACGUCACCGUCUCUGGUGCUGAGGCCGUCCUCGCCCAGUUGUAAAGGAGUUCCACUAAACAUGUACCAUUAAACAAUUUUUAGAACGCACUUGUGUUUUGUUAGAAGCCAUAACCCAAAAAAACUCUUUAUUCAGCUU
This is a messenger RNA of Desarmillaria tabescens, 693 nucleotides long. RefSeq names its product 1-Cys peroxiredoxin isozyme. Gene Ontology annotation, cellular component: cytoplasm; mitochondrion; peroxisome. The coding region runs from base 84 to 599 and encodes 171 amino acids. Lineage: Eukaryota; Fungi; Basidiomycota; Agaricomycetes; Agaricales; Physalacriaceae. Gene Ontology annotation, molecular function: thioredoxin peroxidase activity. Gene Ontology annotation, biological process: cellular response to oxidative stress; hydrogen peroxide catabolic process; cell redox homeostasis. The record is from RefSeq and is a predicted model, not a curated record. The transcript is spliced from 6 exons.